This is a messenger RNA of Cynoglossus semilaevis (tongue sole), 4631 nucleotides long. It is a transcript of the gene exoc4, whose product is annotated as exocyst complex component 4. Gene Ontology annotation, biological process: chemical synaptic transmission; exocytosis; Golgi to plasma membrane transport. NCBI's taxonomy places the organism in Eukaryota, Metazoa, Chordata, Actinopteri, Pleuronectiformes, Cynoglossidae. The record is from RefSeq and is a predicted model, not a curated record. Gene Ontology annotation, cellular component: exocyst; synapse; growth cone membrane.
GAAUUCAAUACAGCGACCUCGCGCCUCUGUCUUCCUGUUUGGGUGCUGCAGCUGUAAAAAAUGGCAGCUGAUUCAGGGAGAUACAGGAGCGCUGUGAACAAAAACAAAGACCCCUCCGGUCUACUCAUCUCUGUCAUAAGGACUCUGUCCAGCAGUGAUGAUGUGCAGGACAGAGAGACCGAAAAGGGUCGUCUCGAGGACGCGUUCGAGACGUGUGACAGACAUUUGGACGAGCUUAUCGUUCAGCAUUAUGCAGAACUCACCACUGCCAUUCGGACCUACCAGAGCAUCACAGAGCGCAUCACCAGCUCACGGAACAAGAUCAAGCAGGUGAAGGAGAACCUCCUCUCUUGUAAGAUGCUGCUUCACUGCAAAAGGGACGAACUGAGGAAGCUGUGGAUAGAAGGCAUUGAACACAAACACGUCCUGCAGCUGCUGGAUGAAAUCGAAAGCAUUAAGCAGGUGCCUCAGCGGCUGGAGUCCUACAUGGCCAGCAAACACUACCUUCAUGCCACGGACAUGCUGGUGUCGGCUGUGGAGUCCUUGGACGGCCACCUGCUGCAGGUGGAGGGACUGUCGGACCUCCGCUUGGAGCUACACAGCAAAAAACUCAACAUCCACCACGUCCUCAUUGAUGAGCUGCACAGACACCUCUAUAUCAAGUCCACCGGCCGGGUGGGACACAAAAACAAGGACAAAAAUGCUACUCGUCUUCCAGGCUCUGCUGCUAAAGACACAUCACCGAUGCCCGCGUUGGACGUCAGCAGCCUGUCGACACCACGCAAGCUGUUGGAUUCAUCACAGUUCAGCACACCAGGUUCCGGCAGUGCACGUGACGACGUGCGAGAUGCGAACCAAACUGAUCUGCCAGAGGUGGAUCCAGAGGAGAACAGUGCAGAGUUCAUGGGGAUCCUCAUCAAGGCUCUAGCCAAACUAAAGAAAAUCCCAGAGACCAUCAAAGCCAUAAUGGAGCGACUGGAACCUGAGCUGAAGCAGAUCGUUAAGAGGUCCACCACUCAGAUAGCAGACCACGCUUAUCAGAGAGGAGAGAAUUUGGCCCAGGAGAGCCAGUCAAGACUGCUGCUGGAACUGUUGGAGCUCCUGUUUGACAAGUUCAAGGCAGUGGCUCAGGCGCACAGUGUAGUGCUGUCCCACCUGCAGCAGAUCGCAGUGCAGUGUCGGGGCGGAGCCCAGGAAGAAGACAUCAAGCUCUACGAGCAGGCAGACGUCUCUGCCAAAAUCCAGGCAGUGCUGCAGGUCUUGCUGAUGGAGUAUCUUGAUGUGAAGAACAGUCGACGCUCCACGGAGCCUUCAGCCCAACUCUCCUACGCCAGCACCGGGAGUGAAUUUGCUGCUUUUACUGCCCAAGCUGCUCCUCUCCCACCGCGACAGACGGCUCUGCAGUUUGAGUCAUCUUCCCAUGCCAUCAGUAUGAGUGCCUACUUGAGGGAGCAGAGACGAGAACUCUACAGCAAGAGUGGAGAAUUACAAGGUGGUGCUGAUGACAACUUGAUCGAAGGUGGAGAAAUGAAGUUUGUGUGUAAGCCAGGUGCCAGGAACAUCACGGUGAUCUUCCAGCCACUUCUCAGAUUCAUCCAGGAGAUAGAGAUGAACAUGGGGCCGGGCCAGGCCAAGCAGUGUCAGCUUCGAGCUUUUCUCACCUACUACAUCAAUGACCUCUUCCUCAACCAGGUGCGGACAGAGAUCAACAAGGACAUCGUGGCAGUGAGCAAGGGCCCACUGCAGAUGCUCGCAAGUGCUGACACCAUGAAGGUGCUAGGUGUUCAGAGACCUCUGCUGCAGAGCACGGUGGUGGUGGAGAAGUCCAUCCAGGAUCUCAUGAACCUGAUGCAGGACCUGAGUGCUUAUUCCAACCAGUUCCUCGAAAUGGUGUGUGAUAAGCUCAAGGAGUACAAGGAGAUCUGCAAUACAGCGUACAGGCAUGUCUUGACCUCUUUCUUAUUCAGAGCGGCUUUCGCUAAGGAGUCAGAGGUGCUGACUGGAAACCUGGGAGACAAGUUAAUCCCCCAGAAUGAGAUCCUGCGUGACGUUAGUGACCUGAAAUCACUCGCUAACCUUCAUGAGAGCAUGGAGUGGCUUGCUGGGCGCCUAAAGACAUUCUUUGCCAAUCUGCCUUAUGCCUCGGGUGCCUCUUCAUGCUCAACAGAUAGUCAGGCUCUUGCUGAGAGUGAACGCAGCAGGGAGCAGAUUCUCCAGACCCUCACUGACCUGUCCAAGGGGUUCCAGGACAUUGCCGACCGCUGCCUUCUGGUGUUGCACCUGGAGGUCAGAGUCCAUUGUUUCCAUUACCUCAUCCCUCUCACCAAGGAGGGGAACUACGCCAUUGUUGCCAAUGUGGAGAGCAUGGACUACGACCCUCUGGUGGUCAAACUGAACAAGGACAUCUCAGCCAUAGAGGAGGCCAUGGGUGCAGCGCUGCAGCAGCAUAAGUUCCAGUACAUAUUUGAAGGUCUGGGUCACCUGAUCUCCUGUAUCCUCAUCAACGGUGCUCAGUACUUUAAGAGAAUCAGUGAGUCGGGCAUCAAGAAGAUGUGCAGGAACAUCUUUGUUCUGCAGCAGAACCUCACCAACAUCACCAUGUCAAGAGAGGCCGACCUCGACUUCGCCAGGCAGUACUACGAGAUGCUGUACAACACUGCCGACGAGCUCCUGAACCUGGUGGUGGACCAGGGGGUCCGCUACACGGAGCUGGAGUACAUCAACGCCCUGUCGCUGCUGCACCGCAGCCAGACCGGCGUCGGAGACCUGAGCACCCAGAACGUCCGGCUGCAGAGGCUGAAGGAGAUCAUCUGUGAGCAGGCCGCCAUCAAACAGGCCAACAAGGACAAGAAGAUCACCACGGUGUAGGAGGGCAGCAGGGCAGAGGUCAGAGGUCAGGACAGGGUUCACAGGCUGGUGCAUUUGUAGGUCAGGUGUGCAGGAGACCCUCUGUUUUAAUGUCAGGUUUUUCAAACUAAUGGUGAAUAUCAGGUCCCACAAUUAUGUAUAACUGUUAAAAACCCAGUCUGCACACCACAGGUUGAACAUCGUACUGCGAUGUGUUGUGGCCUUGACCACAUCAUGGACCUGCUACAGUUAUUACUCAGCUCUGUCAACACCAUAGCGCUCUGUAAGAUUCAACAGAAGUAAAUCCUAUACAGCCAUGUUUGGUCUGAGUCAGCAGGAUCAGAUUGGCUUUAAUGUGACUGGUUAUUUCUAAAUGCAGUCAUUUAUAAGAUUUUCCCUUCAAUACAUUGAAACAUUGUUGAUACUUUUUGUUAAAUAAAUAGAUUUCUUUAAAUAUGGGGGAGGGGGCAUCUAAAAGUAAAAAAAAUCAACACUUUUUUUGUUUUGUUUUUUCUUCCAAAACCUGACAUUUAAACAGCAGUAUGUUUUUUUAAUUUUUAUAAGUCUAUUUCAUUUCACCAUAUAUAAACUUAGAAACAUUUUCGUUCAGUAAAGGAGGCUACAGUGGUCCAGUGGCAGGACCCCAGUCUGCCACUAGAGGGCUUUAGUUUGGGUACCACCUGGUCCACAUAUGGUAGCUAAAUCGCAUCAGGAAGGAUAUGUUGUGGUUGAGCAACAUCAGUUAUAGCUAGUUACUAUCUGACCUCUGCUCGCUCCUCUGGUCAUGUGACCAUGACAUCAUCUCCUGAUUGUUUUUGGACUCUGUCUCAAACGUCGGACUUUCAUUCAUCUCAUUUCUCUGUUAGAUUUAAACGGCUGCACUCAAUUACACCGCUGUGUCUGCAGUAACAGACGCCACAUUACACCGUGUGAAUGAGGCCACAACUUCCGCCUGCUGUCAAUUUGAGAUAGUCCCCGAAGAAUUCCCGAGCCGGGAAUUCUGUCACACAUAGGGUCAAUUUUCUGUCCUUUUUGUCCCUUUUUUUAGCAGGUGUGGAACAUUCUGAGCAACUCAUUUUUUUUUCCAGACCUUCCGUCCGUCCAUCUAGCCGCAGAUACUGUAGUUAUGAGUCAGAGCUACUGGACUCAUCAGUGAACGUGUGCUUUGAUUCUAUGGAAGUGAAGUCAACGUAAACACUCUGAAGCUGAUCCCAAACCAUUCAUCUCCCCUCAACUCUCCCAGCUUUUUAGUUCAUUAACUUAGGAGAGAAGUACUUAACGAGAGCAGGAGGGGGAAAUGGGAGCCUCGUCAAUAUGGCUGCGCUCUCCCUGAAGCCCGCGGAGCAAUCCAUCAUAAUGACACACGGGCCGGGAUCGAUGGGAAAACAACAGGGAAGCUGCUGAGCGACUGGCCUGCCGCGCUGAAACCUGUGUACUCGGUGAAAUCUCACAUAAAAUCUGCUCAUUCAGCUGGUGACUUCACUUCACUUCUGGUUGUAAUGCUGUGCGCGAGGAACUCUGGCGCAACGCUACCUGAGUGUGAAGACGGCCAUGUUCUCAGCACUGAGUCCGGUAGAAAACACUCCUGAUGAACAGACUUGAUGACAGAUAUAAAUAUAAGGUUUCAUUUCACUUUUUAUUAUUAGAGGAAUUCACUUUUUUUUUUUUUACCACUUAACGCUUUGGAGUGAUUGUCUUAUUUAAAUCAAGCUUUUACAGAUGAUCACAUCUUACACUAAUACACAAUGAGGUGGGUAAAAACAAAUAAAUCAAUGAAUCACUGA